AUGCCGCGUGUUGCUCGGGUGCACGCAGCGCUUCCCAAGGCCGCUUCGCCCGUGUCCCACCUCUCUCCUCUCUUCCAGAUCUGGGACACGGCCGGGCAGGAGCGUUUCCGCAGCGUCACGCACGCGUACUACCGCGACGCGCACGCCUUGUUACUGCUCUACGAUGUCACCAAUAAGGCUUCGUUUGACAACAUCCAGGCCUGGCUCACGGAGAUCCACGAGUACGCGCAGCAGGACGUGGUGCUCAUGCUGCUGGGCAACAAGGUGGAUUCCGCCCAGGACAGAGUGGUGAAAAGGGAAGACGGAGAAAAAUUAGCCAAGGAGUACGGGGUGCCCUUUAUGGAGACCAGCGCAAAAAGUGGCUUAAACGUUGAAUUAGCCUUCACAGCCAUUGCCAAGGAACUGAAGCACAGGGCCAUGAAGCUGCCCAACGAGCCCAAAUUCAAGCUCCAUGACUAUGUGAAGAAGGAAGUAAGAGGCUCGGGCUGCUGCAGAUCCUAAUGUGCUCGGUGCAUUUGUACAGAGACUCAUGCCAAGUGUUCGUGUGCCGCGCGCUCCUCGUGGACGGUGUGUGCAUGUCUGCCUGUUGUGUCUGUAUCUGCAUCAAAGGUGAGCUGGGACGUGUGCAAUGGGAGCAGCAGCAGAAAC
Tinamus guttatus (white-throated tinamou) is the source of this 648-nucleotide messenger RNA. Lineage: Eukaryota; Metazoa; Chordata; Aves; Tinamiformes; Tinamidae. The record is from RefSeq and is a predicted model, not a curated record.